Messenger RNA from Coprinopsis cinerea okayama7#130, 975 nucleotides. RefSeq lists its product as hypothetical. The transcript is spliced from 13 exons. Bases 1 to 975 code for a protein of 324 amino acids. Lineage: Eukaryota; Fungi; Basidiomycota; Agaricomycetes; Agaricales; Psathyrellaceae. The record is from RefSeq and is a predicted model, not a curated record.
AUGAGUGAAGCCGGCGGAGAGAUCACUGGCUUUGUAUUCCCGUCUCCAGAGGUGUGGGCAGCGUUGGCGAAAACGUUCCAAACUGGGCAUUAUUGGCAAGCCGCAGGGACCGCUGUUGUGCUUUACGAUCAUCUGACGACACUUGACCUGGAGAUUGAAUUGGUGUGGAGAAGGAAAUGGUCAUACGUCAAGGUGCUCUACAUUCUGAAUCGAUAUCUUGGCGAUGCACUGUUUCUUCAUGGCUCGACUGUGCUGAAUUUUCGCAGAUGUCCAAGUGCCAUCCAAGUACAGGCAUGGCUGGGGAUGGUUUGCCUGUGGGCUAUGAAUGGCCUCAUCAUCAACCGAAUUCUGUGCAUGUAUGAGCAUCGAAGGAGGAUACUCUACCUCCUGCUGACAGCGUAUGCUAUUCACAUUACGGCGGGUACCGUCUUGACCGCCAAGGCCCUUGAUACUCCUACUGUGCCGGGGAUGUUUUCACCAAAGCUACUCGUUUGCAUGCCAUCCACCCCACCUUGGUUUUGGUCCUACGCCUUCUUCACUGCCGCCUUUGAAUCACUCGUUUUUACCCUGUCCCUCAUUCAAGGUAUUCGAUACUAUCGCGAAGCAAAAACUACGUAUCCCGGCAAACUGCCAUACCGACUUUGGUCGCGACAAGCCAACCCUAUACAGGUCCUAUUUCGGGACAGUAUUCUGUUCCCGUUCAUCGGCAUGACCUUUGGUUUCUUUGGGAUCCUUGCCUUCACGGGGGUGCUCCCUAUUCACGCGUUUCAGUACGUUAUAAUCAUGUCGUCGGCCAGCUCGCCUAUUCUAGGCUGCCGGCUCCUCCUCAACCUACGGGACGCGUAUUAUAAGCCUUUUAGGCACGAGGCCAACCUCUCCGACUUCAGUCAUUCAGACCAAGGGCUGGAUUCCCUGAGCGAUCCACGAAUGCCACUACCGGUCCGCCAGUACGACCUAUCUGAUUCAAUAAGAUAA